AUUGAAGAAAAAAAUGAUGUGGUAUUUAAUGAUAUGUUAUCUUUACUUAUUGUGGCAAAUACUGAAAAAGAUAAGAGUAGCAAAUCUGAUUUACGACCCAUGACUGAUGAUGAAAUUAUGGGAAAUAUUAGGGAUGCAUUUAUUGGUGGAAGCGAAACGCAUCCAAAAGUCUUAGAAAAGCUUCGCCAAGAGCUUGACAUGGUAUUUGGUGGAGAUUGUGAUCGUCCAUUUACUUCAGAUGAUAUCUCUAAAUUAAAAUAUUGUGAAGCUGUAGUCUAUGAAACAGGAAGAAUGCAUCAUAUCGCUCAUUCUGCUUCUCGUUUAAACACAGAACCUGAUGAAUUGCUUGGUUAUCAAUGGCCAGCACGUUCCGAAUUUAUAAUGUUUUUUGAAGGUGGAAAUAAAAAUCCUCUAUAUUGGGAAGAUCCUGAGGUCUUUAAUCCAGAUAGAUUUAUGAAAGAUGAUAAGAUAAUAAAAAGGAAUUUUAUAUAUUUUGGUGCAGGGAUCCGACAAUGUCCUGGUAGGAAAUUGGCAAUGAUAGAGAUGAUAGGAAUAAUUGCUAUGUUAUUUAGAAAGUAUAAUGUUACUUUGAUGAACGAAGAAUUACAUUACAAAA
Molecule: messenger RNA, 616 nt
Organism: Racocetra persica
Lineage: Eukaryota; Fungi; Glomeromycota; Glomeromycetes; Diversisporales; Gigasporaceae
Source: the annotation of a GenBank genome assembly